Molecule: messenger RNA, 1575 nt
Organism: Aspergillus eucalypticola CBS 122712
Lineage: Eukaryota; Fungi; Ascomycota; Eurotiomycetes; Eurotiales; Aspergillaceae
Product: putative histone acetyltransferase Spt10
Exons: 2
Coding region: 1-1575 (524 amino acids)
Molecular function (GO): acyltransferase activity, transferring groups other than amino-acyl groups
Source: RefSeq, a predicted model, not a curated record
AUGCCUGCCGUACACGGGGACUUGAUGACCACGGUCGUCCCCACGGAGAAGGAGUUGCCCCUUGACAUUGUGCCGCGGCAGGUCAUACUCAGGGACCGAGUCACGGUCGCCACGCUGGUCCCCUUCACUUCAGCGGAUGCGAUCCCCCGAUCUCUAUUAGCUUACCUAUCCGAUCAGUUGAACAAGGAGAUUGAAGGUGGUGAUACCUAUGCCAUGAUUGAUCCCAUCCCCUUGGAGCAGUUUGGGCCGUAUUGGUUCUCCAAUUUUGGCGCGAUCAUGCUCAUGGGGGACAUCAAGAGUGUGCAAGAGGUUCAAGCACUGGGUCGGAACCGCGCCAAUUGGUCCAAGAUCUGCUUGGGCAGCUUCAAUAUCCGUCCCAAUUAUCCCGGUCGUAGUAGUCACGUCUGCAAUGGCAUGUUUCUGGUCACCGACGCCGCCCGAAACAAAGGUGUAGGUCGACUGAUGGGGGAAGGGUAUCUCGAAUGGGCUCCUAAGAUGGGGUACACAUAUGCGGUCUUUAACCUGGUCUAUGAGAGUAACGUGGCAUCUUGCCGCCUGUGGGAUGCUCUGGGGUUUAAGCGGAUUGGCAGGGUCCCCGGGGGUGGUCGGCUCAUUUCCAAUCCCGGGCAGUACGUAGAUGCUAUCAUCUACGGCCGGGAUCUAGGCCCGGAAGGGGAAGAUUCUGUCACACAAGAUCGGUUUGACAAGAUCCGAUACUAUCUCAAGCAUUCCAAGUAUCCUAGGGGGGCUGACCGGGCCGAGAAAAGUCGGCUUCGGAGUGCAGCUACCCACUACAAGUUGAUCGGAGGUAAAGAUGGGGACGGUGAGAAAUUGAUGCUGAAAGACAAGGAGGUUGUGUCCGACCCGCAGCAGCAGUACGAUAUUGCCCGGGAGAUGCAUAUGCAGCAGCAUGCAGGUAUCAACAAGACCACAGCUGCCAUUGCGGUCAAAUACCAUUGGGUGCGGAUUAAAGAAACGGUCAGUCGGGUGAUCCGGGACUGUCCACAGUGUAAAGAGAUCCUCAAGCCGCCUUUAAUUAAUGGGAUUAUGCACGAGGGUACCCCCGAAGAUGAUGAGGACGAUCUGGGAAUCGAUGAGGCUGACUUGGCGGAGAAUGAUGUUGACAUGGCAUCCAGCGAUCCUAUGGGUACGCAUGCGCUGAUGGACCACGCCGCCAUGGAUGCUCACAAUACGAACCCAUUUGUGACCGCCCAUUCGGUAGUGCAAGGAUCAGUGGAUUCCAUCACCGAUUACACGGGCUUGCCGCUCGACCCACAAAUCAUCGACAUACAUCAGCAGCUCCCUCGAUUUCAUACUCAUGAUACUAUGACCGAUCCAUAUACCCACGCUGCACAUAGUUUACAUGCAUCAAGCUUCGAAAAUGAUGUCCGUCAUCAUGCGACCCAUGACUAUCAUAUGAUGGUUGAUCAUCCCACCGACCCUGAUCCGUCCGCGGCGCUUCAUCAAGAAGUAUUGGGGCUGGUACAUUCUCAGGCACACGACGUCCAUCACGAGCAGAUUCUGGCGAAGUAUCAGUACGUGGAUCAGCCGGAUGAUGGCCUGGAUUUCACAUGA